CCGACAGAUUCAAUGGAGAGCAGACCUCCAGCCAUGAAGCUCCGCUUGAAAACCUCCCUGAAGUGUUCGGAGUGAAACCCAGAGGAGGCAGAGAGGACCCGGCUUCAGCGAAACACUCCCUUCUGCUCGGAAACCACGCACUGAGCUGAAGAUGAUGUCUGACGCCAGCGAGAUGUUGGCGGCGGCCUUGGAGCAAAUGGACGGGAUCAUAGCAGGCUCCAAGGCCAUGGACUACUCCAACGGCCUGUUCGACUGCCAGUCGCCCACCUCGCCCUUCCUGGGGGGGCUCCGGGUGCUGCACCUCCUGGAGGACCUGCGGGCGGCGCUGGAGCUCAUGGACAACGAGGAGAGGGACAACCUGCGGUGCCAGAUCCCCGACUCCACCGCCGAGGGGCUGGCGGAGUGGCUGCAGGGGCGCACGAGCAGCUCAGAGUCGGCCUAUCAAGAGCGUCUGUCACGUCUGGAGAGCGACAAAGAGUGUCUGAUUCUUCAGGUGAGCGUGCUGACCGACCAGGUGGAGGUGCAGGGCGAGAAGAUCCGGGACCUGGACGGCUGCCUGGAGCUUCACCGGGAGAAACUGAACGCCACCGAGGAGCUUCUGCAGCAGGAGCUGUCGAAGCGCGCCGCGCUGGAGACCCAGAAGCUGGAGCUGCUGACGGAGGUGUCCAGCCUGAAGCUGCAGCUGACGGCGGUGGAGCGCGAUCACAGGGACAGCCAGGGUUUGUACCAGGAAGUGACAGACCUGCGGUUCAGGGUGACCGACAUCGAGAACGACAGGCUGCAGUGUGAGAAGAAACUCAAAGCCACCAAAGAGGAGCUGCAGCUCCUGCAGAGGCAGCUGGAGGAGCGCGAGGCGGAGCUGAGGAGGUUGAAGGACGACGGCGGGCCGAGGGCGGAGGGCCCGGACGGAGCCGGCUGGGGAGAGCGAGAUCAUGAAAUGUUGCAGAUGAAGAAGGUUUUGGCGUCUCUGACGUCGGAGAACGACGAGAAGGAACGAAGGAUCAGAGAGCUGGAGGACUCGCUGACCAAAUGCAAGAAGGUCCAGGAGCUGGUUAAAGAGAAGCUGAAGGAGGACGACUACGACGACAUCCUGGACGAGCCGUCGGCCGCGGCCUCCAUGGAGGUGGAUCAGGCCACGCUGGAGCUGGAGGCGGAGGCAGGAAGGAGCUCGGGGGAGUCCAUUCCCUGCAUCGCCGUGCUCUCUGAGAUGAACGAGCUGGACAGAGAGCGCCAGCUACAGGCGGACCAAAGUUCCUCAGAAGACCCUGAACUCAGCAGCUCCCAGCAGGUUAAACCCAAAGGCGCUCCUGCUUCUCCUCCUCCUCCUCCCGGUAAACCGUCCGGUGACGACAGCUUUGGUCCGAAGAAAGUCCGCUCGUCUUUCGGCCGCGGCUUCUUCAAGCUGCGAGGAAACAAGCGGACGUCCAGCUCUCCGAACCUGGCGGAGUCGGAGCGUAAAGCGGCCGAGCACCUGGACCUGGCCGGAGCUCCUCCCCAGAAGUCGCUGGACGGCGCCCCCCUGCACUCGUCCCCGGACGCCAAGAAGAAGUCCCGGGGCUUCCGCAGGUUCUUCGGCAGGCUGAAGAGGAGUCACUCCACCUCCUUCAACCUGGACGACGGCGCCGACGUGGAGUUCAGGAGGGGCGGAGUCCGAGCCACCGCCGGCCCCCGGCUCGGCUGGUCACGAGAGUCCAAGCAGAGUGCUGUGGACGUUCCUUUUGCGCGCUGGACCAAAGAGGAAGUGUGUGUUUGGCUGCACGAGCAGGGCCUGGGGCUGUACGCGGCCCCGGGUCAGAGCUGGAUCAAGUCGGGCCAGACGCUGCUGCAGGCGUCUCAACACGACCUGGAGAAGGAGCUGGGCAUGAAGCCGCCGCUGCACAGGAAGAAGCUGCAGCUGGCCCUGCAGGCGCUGGGCUCGGACCAGGACCUGCUGCCAGGAAAGCUGGACCACAACUGGGUGACCAGGUGGCUGGACGACAUCGGGCUCCCGCAGUACAAGAGCCACUUCGACGAGGCUCGAGUGGACGGGCGCAUGCUGCACUACAUGACGGUGGACGACCUGCUGUCUCUGAAGGUCGGCAGCGUUCUGCAUCACCUGAGCAUCAAACGGGCCGUCCAGGUCCUCCGACUCAACCAGUACGACCCCAGCUGUCUGAGACGGAGGCCGUCCGACGAGAACAACGUGAGCCCGGCGGAGAUUCUCCCAGUGGACCACCACCGAGUGAUGGAGUGGCUCCGGUCCGUCGACCUGGCCGAAUACGCCCCCAACCUGCGAGGCAGCGGCGUGCACGGAGGGCUCAUGGUGUUGGAGCCUCGCUUCAACGUGGAGGCGCUCGCCCUCCUCCUCAACAUCCCCCCCAGCAAGACGCUGCUGCGCCGCCACCUGGCCACGCACUUCCACCUGCUGGUGGGCGCCGAGGCCCAGCGGCUCAAACAGGACUGCCUGGAGAACCCCGACUACAGCGUGCUGACCGCCACCGCCAAGGUCAAGCCUCGACGUCUGUCUUUCGGAAGUUUCGGCAGUCUGAGGAAGAAACGCCACGAGGACGGCGAGGAGUACGUCUGCCCCAUGAACGUGGAAAUGCCCCAAAACAGCAGCUUCCACAGGAGCGUUCCCGCCUACCAGGAACAGCUGGAGCAGCUGGAACAUCUGGAGCAGCUGGAGCAGAUGGAGGAUUCUGAAGGAACCGUCCGGCAGAUCGGAGCCUUUUCAGAGGGAAUCAACAACCUGACGAGCAUGCUGAAGGACGACGUCUUCUUCCAGGAAGUCUCCGUUUGUCCCCCGGUCGACGACGUGGGCGUGUGACUGAAGCGUUGAGCCCCGUGAGACGCCGCGUCACUCACAACCAGCCAAAACUUUAUGACCAUGUAUUUAUUGACGUUCUCCCAAACAUAAUGCAUGAACAUGUUUCCUCUCCUCAUUCAUCUUAAUCACCGAUUUAAGCUUCUCUCCCCGUUGUUUGAAUAUUAAAGAGCAGAUUUAGUGAAGUGACAGUAACAUAAAUUCAGUCGGAUCACUUGUUUUGACUGUUUUCUGCUUUAUUACCAGAAACAGAAACGUGCAUCGAUCAGUGUUACCAAAGAAAAGCAGCAGAGCAGUGAAGAGACUCUUUUAAAGCUACAGGCAAUUUUUACCUCAAAUUCACUUGAUUUUCCCACUGUCCUGGUGGGAUUUAAUGCCACUCGUGUUUCAGAUUCACAGCUGGAAUCAGAAGGGUUAGCUUAGCUUAGCAUCGGCACAUCGCAGCUGACAGAAGCCAAACCUUCAUUUCCUGUUCUGUUUUGACCGUCUGUUGUGUUUUUGACAUUUUUUUGUUAAUAAAAUUGGAGAAAGA
Salarias fasciatus (jewelled blenny) is the source of this 3335-nucleotide messenger RNA. RefSeq names its product liprin-beta-1-like. Gene Ontology annotation, molecular function: protein binding. The record is from RefSeq and is a predicted model, not a curated record. Gene Ontology annotation, biological process: neuromuscular junction development. Gene Ontology annotation, cellular component: presynaptic active zone. Lineage: Eukaryota; Metazoa; Chordata; Actinopteri; Blenniiformes; Blenniidae.